Messenger RNA from Gekko japonicus, 1192 nucleotides. Its product is annotated as leucine-rich repeats and immunoglobulin-like domains protein 1. The record is from RefSeq and is a predicted model, not a curated record. The transcript is spliced from 8 exons. The coding region runs from base 1 to 1146 and encodes 381 amino acids. Lineage: Eukaryota; Metazoa; Chordata; Lepidosauria; Squamata; Gekkonidae.
AUGACACCCCUCGGGGGCCACUCCCGCCCGCCUGCCGGCCGCUUCCAUCAGGCAGAAGAGGCCGAGAAAGGUGGUGGCAGCGGCGGUGGGAAGAGGAGGAAAGUGGUGCACGGAGAAGGGGCCCCUCCGAGCUGGUGCAGCAAGGAAAGCUUGAGGCAGAGCAGUGGUGGGCAAAGCAGAGAUGCGCUGGCAGCUUGGGAGAAGGAUCCCCCGGCCCGGGAAGGCCUCCUGCGCAGCCCCAUCCCCAAACCGGAGAGGACCGGGCACCAUUCGAAACCCCACGGCGCUCCCGGCGCACCCCUGCCCAAGUCCGCGGGCGGGCAAGAUGCCGGGGCCGCUUAUCCCGUUGCUGCCGACCAGCCUCGUCGGGUGAACGGAGUCCUGGGGGGCUCGGUGGUUCUCUCGGCAAGCCAAGCCGGGUCGGGACCAGCGCUCCUCAUUGCUUUGUUUCGGGAUGGCAAAUUUGACCGCCCGGAUCCCAGCGACCGGUUCGAGGAGAGGAUUGAAAUGUUCAACGAGACGCUGAGGAUCAAGCCCUUGGAGCUGAACGACAGCGGCGUCUUUGGGGCCCGGGUGAAGAUCUUCCCGGCCCUUGUGGAGGACCAGCUCUUCCAACUGAUGGUCUACGAACCUGUUCUGACUCCCCGCAUCCAGAGCCAGCUGAUCUCCAGCACGCCCAGCGGAUGUAACGUGACGCUUCAGUGUCUGUCGCCUGGAAAGGGCCGCGUGAACGUCACCUGGAGGAAAGGGAACCCGAUCCAAGACCUCGGCAGCACAGACAGAUACCAGGUCUCUCCCGACGGCAGGACCCUCCGGCUCUCUUUGCAGCCCACCUCUCUGAACACGACCUACUCCUGCAUGGCCAGCAACCCCAUCGAGCACAAAAUCGUCUACUUCGACCUGCAGAGGAUCUGCCAGAGCGGAGUGGACACGUCCUUCUCCAAGUCUGGCUACAUGGUCUUGACCAUCGUCCUCUUGGUGCUCAGUCUCGGCACUGCUUUCUGGUGCUGGCGGAUCAACAGUGAGAAGUCGGCCCAGGCAGCAACCAUCCCCACCGUCCAAGUGGAGGAGAGCCCUUCAGACGCGCAGAACAGCGAGGUCCCAAAGAAGAGCCCCCCAGAAGUCCCUCGGUCUCCAGGAAAAUAACGCACAAAGAAGCCCCCAGAAACAGCCACUCAUCACAACUGUUCAU